UUGUUCUUCCCCUUUGUGGGAUUCAUUUAUACGCCUUCCUCGGCUUGGUACUUGAUUAGGUUCCUUGCCAAAUCGUAAGAAAGGAAGCGUCGGUUGCUGUGGACUGAGUCGACGAUCAGAUAUCCACUACUAAUCAUACACAUAUUGUUUUUCGACUUCCUUCGCUUUACCCGCUUCGAGUGACGGGUGCUGUAUUUAUACCUACGCGCACGCGAUCCGACCUGCGAACUCUUUUCAACUCCAGGACAUAUCCCGGAUAUAAUAAUACCUUAAUUUUAGUCACAAGUUGUGCCUGCUUGGAAAAGCAGUAAUUAUCGCAAGAUGCUCCGAACCAUACCAGCCGUGGCCUUGGCCUUGCUGGGCGCGUCGACGACUGUCCUUGCCGACACCGCAGCUACAUGCUCUCUAACCCAGAAAUGCCCUAAGGAAACCCCGUGCUGUUCUCAAUACGGUCAAUGUGGUGUUGGCGCGUACUGCUUGGGUGGAUGUGAUCCGCGCAUGUCCUUCUCUCUCGACUCGUGUGUUCCCGAGCCGGUAUGCCAGGAUCGAACAUUGUCGAUGGAUAACACUAAGGGUAUCGUUGACGUUGGAAAAUAUCUUGGCGAUUCUAGCAAAGCAGACUGGGUUGCUCAAGGCACACCACUCGCCCACAGCGGUAAUGUCCUUUUGACUAUGCCAGAAAACUCCGUCGGAACCGUUCUCGCGUCAACCGUUUAUAUGUGGUACGGAAAUGUGAAGGCCAAGAUCAAGACCGGCAAGGAUGCAGGUGUUGUCACGGCGUUCAUUCUCCUUAGUGACGUGAAGGACGAAAUUGACUUCGAGUGGGUUGGUACCGAGCUGGAUAUUGCCCAGACCAAUUACUACUUCCAAGGCAUACCUGACUAUACACAUUCAGCCAACAUCACAGGCCUUUCGAAUACCAACGAUAAUUUUCACGAGUACGAGAUUCGGUGGACUCCGGAUCAGAUUCAGUGGUUGGUAGACGGUAAGGUUGGCCGAACGCAACUCAAGUCCAAGACGUGGAACUCUACCUCCAACCAAUGGGACUUCCCUCAGACACCCGCCCGUGUUCAGCUUUCCAUUUGGCCUGGUGGCUCUGAUAAGAACGCCAAAGGUACUGUUGAUUGGGCCGGUGGACCUAUCGAUUGGAACAGCGCCGAUAUCAAGAAGGACGGUUACUACUACGCUACCGUCGGCGAGGUUACUAUGGAAUGCUACAAGACCGAUAAAGCGCCCGGUACAAACUCGGGCAAGAGUUACACCUUUAACAACGCGAAGGCGACUAAUGAUACCGUUGAGGAUGGUGACUCGAAUACGGUCUUGAAAUCCCUAUUGGGAACUGGCUUGGACAUGGACAAGGACCUCCCGAGUUCGUCGAGCGCAUCACAGAGUGGACAGGAAGUCAUUCCCGGCCUAAGCGGUGGCGGCCCUGGUACUAAUGGUCAGGCCGCUGGAGGAAGCAGCGGCUCUGACAGUGCUACUACUGCCGGUAGUGCUCCCAGUGCAGCUUGCACGGACGGCUUCCAACAAGUCUGCGGUUCCAGCGAUGGUGGCAGCUCAAACCAAGGUGUGCGACAGGAACGCGUCCUCGGCGCGAGUGCAUUUGCGGCUCUAAUUGCCGUUGCUGCUAUGAUAUGGGCAUAAGCCAUAACAAUAGCAAGAGUGAACAUACCACCUUUUUUUCGUGAACAUAUUCGAUAUGAGAUUAAGGGUACUACUGAGGCUAUUCUAAUGGGUGAGGAUCUAUAGGAUCCUUCGAACGACUCGGGUUUAAUGAUUCGC
Messenger RNA from Annulohypoxylon maeteangense, 1782 nucleotides. RefSeq lists its product as uncharacterized. Gene Ontology annotation, molecular function: glycosyltransferase activity; hydrolase activity, hydrolyzing O-glycosyl compounds; chitin binding. Gene Ontology annotation, cellular component: fungal-type cell wall. Lineage: Eukaryota; Fungi; Ascomycota; Sordariomycetes; Xylariales; Hypoxylaceae. Bases 322 to 1644 code for a protein of 440 amino acids. The record is from RefSeq and is a predicted model, not a curated record. Gene Ontology annotation, biological process: fungal-type cell wall organization; carbohydrate metabolic process. The transcript has 3 exons.